GAAAAUAAACGUUGCGUUGCGUGUUGCGUGUGUCUAGGUGCACACCACACGUGUUUCACAAUUUGUCUAUGUUGUGUUAGAAUUUCCUAAAAGUUCUUGGCAAGAAGGAGAUUUUGAUACUAAUGUAAACUGAGGCGUGAUUCCUUUUCUCUGAAUUCUCCUUUGAAAGGAGAGUUUGUUGUCCAAAAUGGUGCGACAUAACAAUCAACUUCCUGACAACAUUCCUCAGCUGCAGAAUCUUAUCAAACGAGAUCCACAGUCCUACAAAGAUGAGUUUACACAGCAGUAUCGCCACUAUUCUGCCCUUAUGCAAAUAUUCAAACUUCAUCCUGAGAAUUAUGAAAAAAGUUUAGAUGAACUUGUGAUAUUUUUGGCUCAAAUUGCUCAAUGUUAUCCAGUAGAGCUCAAAGAGUUUCCUCAAGAACUCAUGACCAUACUUCAGACACAUCAUACUAUUCUAGAUGCUGCUAUGCGUAUGACUUUCUGCCGUGCCCUGAUAUUGCUUCGAAACAAGAACUUAUUAGAGCCAACAGAUCUCCUGUCUCUCUUUUUCCAAUUGCUAAGGUGUCAAGAUAAACAACUUCGUCAAUUUUUGGAGAACCACAUUAUAACAGACAUUAAAAAUGUUAAUUCAAAGCACAAGAAUGCAAGGCUUAAUACGACUCUUCAAAAUUUUAUGUACAGUAUGCUUAAUGAUUCAAAUUCAAAAGCAUCCAAAAUGUCUGUGGAUAUUAUGAUUCAGCUAUAUAAAAAGAAUAUUUGGAAUGAUGCCAAAACAGUUAAUGUUAUUUCACUUGCCUGCUUUUCAAAAUUUUUGAAGGUGAAAGUUGCAGCUCUGAAUUUCUUCACUAGUACAGACUCAGAAGAAGGAAAAAAGGAUGAUGACAGUGAUUCUGAGGAUGAAGUGACUGCAAAAGAUGUUAUAAUGGCCAACAAGUUUAACAAGAAAACCAGGAAACGAGAGAAACAGCUUAGCCAAGUUAAGAAGUUGGUGAAAAAAAAGAAGAAGAAGAAUUCUGUUCCUGUUUACAAUUUUUCUGCUCUCCACCUUAUACAUGAUCCUCAAGGUCUGGCAGACAAGUUAUUCAAGCAGCUAGAAACAACUAAUGAGAGAUUUGAAGUUAAGAUGCUCACAUUGGACUUAAUUUCAAGACUAAUUGGCCUUCACCAAUUGUUCCUUCUGAAUUUUUACCCCUAUAUUCAGAGAUUCAUGCAACCUCAUCAGAAAGAGGUGACAAAGAUCCUUCUCUUUCUUGCCCAAGCAUCUCAUGAGCUUGUUCCCCCUGACGCAUUAGAACCUGUUAUAAAGACACUAGUAAAUAAUUUUGUAACUGAGCGGAACUCUGCCGAUGCAAUUGCUAUUGGUUUAAAUGCAGUCCGAGAGAUUUGUGGCCGUUGUCCACUUGUGAUGUCUGAAGAUCUUUUGCAUGACUUAGCGGAGUACAAAAAAUACAAAGAAAGAAGUGUGAUGAUGGCUGCUCAUUCACUUAUCCAUUUAUACCGUCAACAUCAACCAGAACUGCUACACAAGAAGAACAGGGGUAAGCCAACAGAAGCUACUGAAGAGCAAAAGAGUAGGAAGUAUGGAGAAGUUGAUGCUAAGAGUUAUAUUCCUGGUGCUGAAGUACUUCUGAGGCCAGCAUCUAAGAAAGAGUCCAGUCAAGAUGAUGAUGGAGAUAGUGAUGGUAGUUGGGUAGAUGUUGGUGAUGAUGGUGGCUCAGAUAUCGACAUAAGUGACAGCAGUGACGAUAGUGAAGGUGGGGAAUGGGUUGAAGGAUCUGAAGAAGGGAGUGAAGCAGAAGUUGAUGAAGGUGAAAAUGAUUCAGAAGAAGAAGACGAAGCAGAGGAAGAGGAUUGUGAAGAUGAAAGUGCUGAAGAUUCAUGUGAUGACAAUAAUGAAGAAGAAGAAGAAGACGAGGAUGAGGAAGAGGAAGAGGAAGAUUGUGAUGAUGAUAAAGAAGUAUCUAUUCCUAACAUUAAAGGAAAGAAAAGCAAGAAACGUACAACCUCAGAGAGUAGUGAAAAGUCAAAUAUAUCCAAAAGUACUCAGUCAUCUAAAAUUAGUAAUAAAGCUAAAAUGCGUUUAACUGCUGAGGAGAAAAGGGUGAAGGCUGAAGAAAUAGUUUUGGAUAGAAUACUUACCGAUGAGGAUUUUAAGAGGAUAGAGGCAGCGCAGUUGCGAAAGCAAAUGCAGGGAGUUUCUAGAGGAACAAAGCGCUCCGCUGAGGAGGAUGCUCUUCGUGAGAGAGGUGAGCUUGUUUCUCUGAAUGACAUUGAAAACAUCUACAAGAAGAGGAAACAUGACAAGCUAACUCGCAUGGAGAGCAUUAAGAAGGGGCAUGAGGGCCGUGAGAAGUUUGGAUAUAAAGGAGGUCGAGUGGACCCUUUUGCAAGUACUACACACAGAGAGAAGAGGAAGAAGAAGAACUUCAUGAUGCUGAAACACAAAGUUCGUGGGAAGACCAAGCGUUCCUUUAAAGACAAACAGGCUGCUCUCAGAAACCAUCUUCUGAAGCAGAAAAAGAUGAAGUAAGAUUCAGGUUCUAGUUACUUUCUCAACUGUAUGUAUUUAUUGUACAUAGAAAUUUAAAUAAAAUAAUGCAAGCUAUA
Molecule: messenger RNA, 2610 nt
Organism: Frankliniella occidentalis (western flower thrips)
Lineage: Eukaryota; Metazoa; Arthropoda; Insecta; Thysanoptera; Thripidae
Gene: Mys45A
Product: protein SDA1 homolog
Exons: 19
Coding region: 188-2533 (781 amino acids)
Biological process (GO): ribosomal large subunit biogenesis; ribosomal large subunit export from nucleus
Cellular component (GO): nucleolus
Source: RefSeq, a predicted model, not a curated record